Messenger RNA from Drosophila eugracilis, 2852 nucleotides. RefSeq names its product 4-coumarate--CoA ligase 3 (gene pdgy). NCBI's taxonomy places the organism in Eukaryota, Metazoa, Arthropoda, Insecta, Diptera, Drosophilidae. Gene Ontology annotation, biological process: long-chain fatty acid metabolic process; fatty-acyl-CoA biosynthetic process. The coding region runs from base 454 to 2247 and encodes 597 amino acids. Gene Ontology annotation, molecular function: long-chain fatty acid-CoA ligase activity. Gene Ontology annotation, cellular component: mitochondrion. The transcript is spliced from 7 exons. The record is from RefSeq and is a predicted model, not a curated record.
AGCACGACAGAUUACCAAAUUAGAGUGCAGUUGUCUUCGGCCAGAGAGAGAGCAGAGGGUGAGAGAGUGCAUUCCGGAGAAGAGCAAUAACAGCAUAAGCCCUGCAGCAUAUACACUGGAAAAAAUUAGCAGAAGAACUUCGCAUCACUUUGUGUACCGAAAACAGAGACAGCAAUAUCGCCACCAACGCGAUCGUGCGUCGGUGUUUGUUUUUGGUGGUGUUGGUCGGUUGGUGAGUGGCAGCGGCGGCGGCAGCGGUAGCAGCAGCAGCACCAGCGGCAUUACUUUUUCUCAACGCCGCACGGCGUCGCCAGUCGUGUCUCAGCACCCGACAGCAGCAGACGUGUGGCAGCAGCAGCAAGUUUAGGAUUUCAAAAACCCAAACUCCAAAUCCACAAAACCAACACCAACACACUCUCUUGUACACUGAACGUAAACCGCUAGUUAAACAUCAUGAAUCCAGCCGCUCAACUGCUGCGUCUGCGCAGCGCCACCACUUUGGGCAGCGCGGCCACGCGCUCCAUUACAACAAACCGGCGUCAGCGGAAUACCAGCACCGCCAGCGCACAACAGGAGCGGACUCAGGGUGUUAGCGAGACGGACAAGUUCCUGCACUACAGUGCCGAGGAUGGCUACUACAAGACUUCGCCCUUUGACCCCAUCACCGUGCCUAAUGUGCCGCUGCACGAGUAUGUGUGGCGCGACUUCAAGAAGUGGGAACGCGAUUCAGCUGCGGUCUGUGUGAUUACCGAUCGCCAGUACACUUUCGCCCAGUUGCGAGAUGCCAGCGCCGCCUUUGCCGUACGUCUGCAGACCAAGUUCAAUCUCCAUAAGCCCGAUGUUUUGGCCAUUUGUCUGCCAAAUCUCCCUGAGUAUCCCAUUGCCACAUUGGGCGCUAUAGAGGCGGGUCUGACGGUGACCACAGUGAAUCCCGUCUACACGCCGGACGAGAUCGCCAGGCAGUUAACCUUCAGUGGGGCCAAGUUUCUGGUGGGCACGGUCUCCGGGUUUGCCACCCUAAGCAAGGCCAGCAAAUUGGUGGGCAGAAAGAUACCCAUUGCUGUGGUAAGGACCAGUACAGAGGAGUCCCUGCCAGAGGGUGCCAUUGAUUUCAAUGAGCUGACAAGCACUCAAAAUGUGCGAUAUGAAGAUUUGCAAUAUCCAAAAGAUGCCACCGCCAACGAUAUGGUCUUCCUGCCCUUCUCCUCCGGCACCACCGGUCUGCCCAAGGGUGUGAUGCUGUCCCACAACAACAUCACCAGUAACUGUGAACAGGUCCAGGCAUCUCUGCCAUUGGAACUGGUUGGUCCCCAGGAAACGCUGCCCGGCGUCUUGCCCUUCUUCCACAUCUACGGCCUGACCGUGGUGAUGCUUUCCAAACUGGGUCAGGGCUGCCGGUUGGCCACUAUGCCCUGCUUCAAGCCAGAUGACUUUAUGCGUUCCCUGGACAAGUACAAGGGCAGCAUCCUCAACCUGGUGCCGCCAAUUGCCCUCUUCAUGAUCAACCACCCCAAGAUGACGCAGGAGACGGCGCCCCAUUUAAAGGUGGUGAUGAGUGGAGCCGCCCCAAUUGGCCAGCAUGAUGUAGAGCGUUUCCUUCACAAAUUCCCCAACACCUUCUUCAAGCAAGGCUAUGGAAUGACCGAGGCCUCGCCCGUUGUGCUCCUUACCCCUCAUGGCAACAAGAACUACGCCUCUACCGGAGUAUUGCCGGGCAGCACGGAGGCCAAAAUUGUGCCAUUGGAUGGUAGUGAUGCCAAGGGCGUGGGUCCACGCACCACCGGUGAACUGUGUGUUCGCGGACCACAGGUGAUGCAGGGUUAUCUGAACAACGAGGAGGCCAAUCAGGUCACCUUCUAUCCUGGCAACUGGUUGCGCAGCGGUGACGUAGCCUUUUACGAUGAGGAUGGACUCUUCUACAUCACCGAUCGCAUGAAGGAGUUGAUCAAGGUGAAGGGCUUCCAAGUGCCGCCAGCUGAAUUGGAGGCUGUGCUGCGUGAUCAUCCGAAAAUCCUGGAAGCGGCCGUCUUUGGUAUUCCCCACGAACUCAACGGCGAAGCACCGCGGGCUAUUGUUGUGCUGCGUCAGGGAGAGAAGGCCAGUGCCGAGGAAAUCUCUCAAUAUGUGGCUGAGCGUGUCGCUCACUACAAGAAACUGGAGGGUGGAGUGGUCUUUGUGGAUGAGGUGCCCAAGAAUCCUACCGGCAAGAUCCUGCGUCGUGAGCUCAAGGAAAAGUUCUCCGACUAAGCUGGGAUCUUCAUAGGCUUAAGAUAUAUUUUUGUGAUUUUUUUUUUUUUUUGUUUUGUCUCAAUUUGAAAUGUCCCACAGAUUAAUAGAGAUCUUAAAGCUGUUCUUUGUGGUAAGGAGAAGUCUAAGAUCUAUAUUGGUCUGUGGUGACAUUCCAUGUAGAACAUGUAUCUAUGUAUAUGAUGAGCAUCAAUGUUGGGCCCCUGGAUCACACCGCUGAUCAUCGAGGCACUGGUUUUAACAUUGCAUUUACCACUUCGAAAAUACUUAGUUGUUAGGUUUAGAUAAGAUAGAUCUUGAUUAGUCGUCCGAUUGGUCCAUAGUUAGUAAGCGUAGAUUAGGCAGACGUUAGAACCCAUACGUAUCUAUAAAGUGUAAUCUAUAUGCUUGUACUCUAACCCUUUAAUUAUACUUAAAGACGCAAUCGAUAUUUUACUAUGAUAUUCCCCUAUUUACAGAUAUAUAUUAACCUUUUUUUUUGCUUAGUACCUUAAGAUAAUUGUUUGUUAAAGACAGCGGCAUGAUAAAUCCAUAACUAUAUCUAAUGCCAUGUAUGCCAAGAUGUUUGAAAAAUAAAGAUGUAAUGAACUAGUUGUUACGAUAAA